GAAUAUACUCUCUUCUUCCUCCGCUGCUGCAGCCUGACUCUGACACAACCGGCAUGUCUGCAAACUGAGAGCCGCACAGGAAAACACACAACCCCCCCUUUAAGACGCACAACUUGUGUUUUCUUUCUCCCCGCUGAAGCAGAAAAGGAGGCUGGUUAUAACACUGCGAAGAGGCUUUUCUUUUUGGAGGGAAAAAUACUUGGAUAAGGCUCAAAACAAGGUCUGUCCCCGAUUACGUGACCACUGAAGGAAGAGAACACAGAACUGCUUCAUCAUGAAUUUUGUAAUGAAAGCUGCGAUGGGAGGAGGUCCUCCUGAUGUGGGUAAGAUGCUGGGUGGGGAGGAGAAGGAGGAGGACCCUGACGCAGACAAGAAAGAGGAGGAGCGACAGGAGGCGCUGAGGCAACAGGAGGAGGAGAGGAAGGCCAAAUAUGCCAAGAUGGAGGCUGAGAGGGAAAGCAUGAGGCAAGGCAUCCGGGAUAAGUAUGGCUUGAAAAAGCGUGAGGAGGCCGAGGCUGAGGCUGCAGCUGCUGUGGAGGAGGCUGCAGAGGGCAGCUUGACUCGACCCAAGAAGCUGGUGCCGGCCGGCUGCGGUGACGAGGAGGAAGAGGAAAGCAUCAUGGACACAGUGAUGAAAUACCUGCCAGGCCCGCUGCAAGACAUGCUGAAGAAGUAGGCUAACUCGCUAGCUAAUGCUAACGUUAUCUAGCUUAGUUCAUAGACUACAUUCACAAGGUUGGCUUAAAUCAGUUUUUUUUUUCCAUCCACGACACGUGGACAUUGCAAGUACAUCAAAUGAAGAUUAAUCUGGCGUGGUGUUUUGUUGUUUGGACAAAUCUAAGUUUCAUGGUGGGGAAAUGAAUCAGAUGUGAACCAGCAGUGUGGAUUGCAGCCUUUAGACUAAGCUAGGCUGACCCAACGAACAGGUGGAUGUUAGCUUGACUGACGUUAACGUUAGCUAUGUUACACUAAUGGAGCUAACAGUAAGCAGAGGGGCUCAAAAACACAAUGUUAGAUGGUUUAUCCUUCUAGUCUAUGACGUUUUAAACUCCCUUUUAUCUCCUCUGCAGAGCUCUCACAGCACUGACAAAUAAUAUAAAAAUAAUAAUAAAUAAUAACCCUGUUCACUGAAUUUGUACAUAAAUAAAUUAAUACAUGACGAGCCUCAAUGUGGGCAAACAAUCAUAAAAUAUUAUAUGAAAGUAGUAUACUAACUGUGUGUCUGUCUCUAAAAUAAAUAAAAAAAUUACGUGAUAACUUGAUAAGCCAUAUUUUAAAAAGGAAAUUUAAAGACUACUGUUGUGUGCUCCUAAAGCUACUGUUUUGUGUUCGACCAUGUCUGAAACUUAUGUAAAACCUUUUGCACACAGUGUUACACAUUCUCUGCCAGACCUAUUGUCUGUCUCCCCUACACAUAAGUGUAAUAACAUUCAUCUAGUGUAGUGUUUAAAAGGUUUCUAAACCCCUUGUUCAGUGCGUCUCCUUCUUAUGUCUUGCAUGCCAUUUGUCUAGACAUGUUUGUUGUGUGAAUAUGUACAACCCACCCCUUUUAUCCUCUUCUGUAUCAUGCAAAAAAUAUUAAGGCAAUAACUCCUAAGUUUUGAGUGUGUUUUCACUACCAUGUCGAUAUAACCGUUAAUAAUCUCAGUAAUGAAAAAAAUAUGUAUGCAUUCAGGAAAUUUCAUUUACAGGUUUGCAGGGUUUUCUUUUUUGUAGUCUCAUUGUUUCGAUGAGGAAUGACCGUGUAAACGUACAACAGCCAAAACCUUAAGCUUUCAGCCAUAAAACCAGAACUUACAGAAUAUAUACUAUUACUAUCAGGAACUACUACUAGGGAGAGAAUUCUGAAUGAAUAUGUAUUUAAAAAGAAGAAAUGUGUAUUUAUAAUAAGUAGUGUAAACUUGGAAGUGGACUACAAGUCUGAAUGUUGCAUCAUGUGAAGAUUUGCAGGAAAGAGAUCGAUCUUCCUCAACACACACACAUACACACAACUGAUGGCUAUUGAUUUAGUUGCACAGCAAAAACCAGACCUAAAGUGAUGCUUGAUUCAGUUCUACUUAUUGUUGGUUUAGAUGUGAGGAUGAGCCACAGUGGAAUGCAAGUGAGCAAUAAAGGAUUAUCAUGUAUGUUUCUGCCUGAGAUUAAAUAAAAACUUAAAACCUUGUUCACAGACAUUAAAAAA
Perca fluviatilis (European perch) is the source of this 2182-nucleotide messenger RNA. RefSeq names its product complexin 2, like (gene cplx2a). Gene Ontology annotation, molecular function: syntaxin binding. Bases 275 to 676 code for a protein of 133 amino acids. NCBI's taxonomy places the organism in Eukaryota, Metazoa, Chordata, Actinopteri, Perciformes, Percidae. The record is from RefSeq and is a predicted model, not a curated record. The transcript has 4 exons. Gene Ontology annotation, cellular component: SNARE complex; terminal bouton. Gene Ontology annotation, biological process: regulation of neurotransmitter secretion; neurotransmitter transport; synaptic vesicle exocytosis.